Lodderomyces beijingensis is the source of this 1671-nucleotide messenger RNA. NCBI's taxonomy places the organism in Eukaryota, Fungi, Ascomycota, Pichiomycetes, Serinales, Debaryomycetaceae. The record is from the annotation of a GenBank genome assembly.
AUGAUCAAAAGAGUCCCGAAACUCUACUGCGAGCACCUCAACAAGCUCAAAAUUGAUCGGCGGCUCCCUACUGCCGAGCUUCUAGCAAAGUUGGGUAUAGUCUCCUACCCACAUUCGGGCCUAGUGAACUGGACGAAAACAGGUUUAUUGACUCUCGACAAGAUCAGCUCAAUCAUUAGGAAAUCUCUUGAUUCCAGAGGCUACGAAGAAUUGCGCCUCUCCUUGCUUUCCCAUAAAGACGCCUGGGUCACAACAGAGCGAUGGUUCCAUAAGGACUUUUUCAAGAUCAAAGAUGAGAAUUUCUUGUUAGUUCCCACGGCAGAAGAACCCAUUACUGAGCAUAUGAAACGAGCUCUAGAGAGCUAUAAGCAACUUCCCUUGACAUACUACCAAAUCAACCAGAAGUUUAGAAAAGAAAAACGCGCGCGCGGAGGAUUAUUACGCGGUAAAGAGUUCUUAAUGAAGGAUGCGUAUUCGUUUGAUGUUGAUGAAGCUAGCGCAUUGAAAACGUACGAGGAUAUGACUGGAGCGUAUCACGAGAUUUUCCAGAAUAUCGGCGUGUCCUAUGUGAGGGCGCAAGCUGAUAGUGGCAGCAUUGGUGGAGAGAUGAGCCAUGAAUGGCACUUGAGCAAUGAGACUGGAGAAGAUACCAUUUUCACCUGCGACUCCUGUGGCCACGUCUCCAACAUUGAAAAGACACUUUCUCUUCCGACUGAUGAACAAUUGCAAAACUGGGGCAGUGGCGAUGUUAGCGUGGCAUAUUUCACCAAUAACAAGAGGGACACCUUGGUUUGCGCUUACUACCCUGCUGAUCGAGUGCUCGAGCCCAAAUUUCUCUUGCUGGAAAUUCCCGACUUGGACAUCACAGACGCAAGACCCGACAGCGAAAAAGUGCAGCAGUUUGAAACCAUGUCAGAAGCGGACAUGAACGCGUCUGUCGUUAGGGUCAUGGACGCGAGGUUGAACUCGCGCUCCAACUUUCCUGAUUUCCCAAUCAAGUUUGCCAAUAGAUCAAUGAUUACUACCCUUACCGACGUGCCUAUCGUCAGUGCAAACGAAGGCGAAGUCUGCGGAGAAUGCGAAGAUGGGACCUUGACAAAGCUGAAGGCGAUUGAAAUAGGCCAUACGUUUUACCUCGACGAUAAAUACUCGAAACCGAUGGAGUUGAAAAUCGAUGUGCCUACGGAAAAGGGCAUUGACAAGAGAUAUGUCAAGAUGGGCUGUUACGGAAUCGGAGUGAGCAGGCUCGUGGGUGCCGUGGCAGAGAUCAAUAGAGACGAUGGAGGUUUGAGAUGGCCGCGAAGCAUUGCGCCAUGGGAAGUGACCGUGGUUUCUGAUCACGACUCGAGCAAAAUUGACGAGAUGGUAGAGCAGUUGCUGCGGUUGGAUUAUCGGUGGGAUGACAGAAACGAGCCCAUCGGUAAAAAGAUUCGAGAAUCCAACAUUAUGGGGAUUCCACUAGUGGUUGUUCUAGGCAAGAAUUAUCCAGUAGUUGAGAUAGAGGUACGGGGCACGAUGGACACCACGGCGCGGGAACAAAUAAAGCAAGCAUCCAUUGACGCCGCUUUCCAUUGGGAAAUUGCUCCACAAGACCAUAAUCACCCAGCAAAGCAUUUUGUAGAUAAGGACCAUCUUGUUCAUGUUGUAAACAAGAUCUUAGUUCACUUGUAA